GGGGCCCUGUGGGCCGGGGGCGGGGCCGGGCGCUGCGGAGGCGGCACGCAGGACCGCGCGUCGGCGUCCGCGUCUGUGACCGUGACCGAGUCCGCGAGUCCGCGGCGGCCCAGGCGCCGACAUGGCGGGCUGUGUAGCCCGGCGGGCCCUGGCCGUGGGCGGCCGCUGCUGCUGCUGGUGGCCCCGGCCUCUGGCGGGGGCCCGGACGCCGCGGCCCCUCGCGACCUUUCCCCCAGAGCUCCCGGCCGCGGCCACGGCGCGGAGACACCUCUCGUCCCGAAACCGACCAGAGGGCAAAGUGUUGGAAACAGUUGGAGUAUUUGAGGUGCCAAAGCAGAAUGGGAAAUAUGAGACGGGCCAGCUCUUUCUUCACAGCGUAUUUGGGUACCGAGGGGUCGUCCUGUUUCCCUGGCAGGCCAGGUUGUACGACCGAGAUGUGGCUUCUACCACCCCAGAAAAGACAGAGAACCCAGCUGGCCAUGGCUCUAAGGAGGUGAAAGGCAAAACCCACACGUACUACCAGGUGCUGAUUGAUGCCCGGGACUGCCCACACAUAUCUCAGAGAUCUCAGACAGAAGCUGUGACGUUCUUGGCCAACCAUGAUGACAGUCGAGCCCUCUAUGCCAUACCAGGAUUGGACUACGUCAGCCAUGAAGACAUCCUCCCCUACACAUCCACUGACCAGGUCCCCAUCCAGCAUGAGCUGUUUGAAAGGUUUCUCCUCUAUGAGCAGUCCAAAGUUCCACCCUUUGUGGCCCGGGAGACCCUUCGUGCUUGGCAGGAGAAGAAUCACCCCUGGCUGGAGCUGUCAGAUGUCCAUCGGGAAACCACCGAGAACAUCCGUGUCACUGUCAUCCCCUUCUACAUGGGCAUGAGGGAGGCCCAGAAUUCCCACGUCUACUGGUGGCGCUACUGCAUCCGUUUGGAAAACCUGGACAGUGAUGUUGUACAGCUUCGGGAACGGCACUGGAGGAUAUUCAGCUUGUCAGGCACCUUGGAGACAGUGCGAGGCAGAGGGGUGGUGGGCCGGGAACCUGUCUUAUCCAAAGAACAGCCAGCUUUCCAGUACAGCAGCCAUGUCUCUCUGCAAGCCUCUAGUGGGCACAUGUGGGGCACGUUCCGCUUUGAGAGGCCUGAUGGAUCUCACUUUGAUGUCCGAAUUCCCCCCUUCUCCCUGGAGAGCAAUAAGGAUGAGAAAACACCCCCUUCUGGCCUUCACUGGUAGUGCAGCUCAGGAUCCACAUCCAGCCUUGGCCUGCCUGAAGAGUGACUUCCAUCUCACCAUGGCUGCAGAACAUUGGACUCUUCCUUCGCUUCUCAUGGGCUACCUUGGGUUUGGCGUCUCUUAUAGUUUGUUCCAUUUGGUUGGUUUUGGUUUUUUUUUUGGGUUGUGUAACUAUUUUCUCUAAAGACCCACUUUGGGCUCCUCUAAAACCAGCCUUCCCUGACGUGCUCGCACUAUGUUCCAGUAAACCUUCCCGAGCAGGAGCCCAACCUGCUUGGCUGCCACAGGAGACAGGAGGGAUAUCCCUCUGCCCAUUCUAUGAGUUGCUUCGGAGUGUGAGAUUUGGUCAAUAAAUCGGUGCACGCCUGGCCACCCUCUCCAUUUCUACAUCAUGGCACCUCUGCCCUUUCUGGCAGCAAAGAAACCACCAGAACGCCAGGCACGAUCUUUUUUUCCCAGCACCUUUCCCCCCGAGGAAGCUCCACUCUCCAGCUUGGGUCAUCAGUUAGAAUGCCAUCUGACCUGACCUUUGUUGCUAUGGAGUAAGUACGGAGCCAGGCAGAUUCUUUCCCAUUCUCUUCGGUCCCUGACAACAGCAGGAUGAGAGCGUGGAAGUCACGGAGAAGUCAACUUGCGCGGUGUUUAGACUCCAUGUCUACUUUGCUGAGAAAGGCUUUUGAGGACACAGGUCACCCCAAGCUGUCUGGGGAAGGUGACCCAUAGCUUCCGGUGGUAGGGCUGGUUAGCAAUUUGGAUUCCUGGGCCAGAAUUAUAAAAGGGGGUGAUGGAUGUAAUUCAAUUAAAUGAUUAGGAUCGACAGAACAGGCCCCAGGGGCCUCUGCUGAGAACUUGUUUUCUGUCUUGCCUGGAAGGUGAAGUGUUAUUUUUCUAAGUAAAGUAAAAGUAGGGUUGCCUCACCGACA
Trichosurus vulpecula (common brushtail) is the source of this 2148-nucleotide messenger RNA. It is a transcript of the gene POLDIP2, whose product is annotated as DNA polymerase delta interacting protein 2. Gene Ontology annotation, cellular component: nucleus; mitochondrial nucleoid. Gene Ontology annotation, biological process: error-free translesion synthesis. Gene Ontology annotation, molecular function: DNA binding. The record is from RefSeq and is a predicted model, not a curated record. The transcript has 11 exons. Bases 122 to 1225 code for a protein of 367 amino acids. NCBI's taxonomy places the organism in Eukaryota, Metazoa, Chordata, Mammalia, Diprotodontia, Phalangeridae.